Messenger RNA from Drosophila mojavensis, 1147 nucleotides. It is a transcript of the gene Trs33, whose product is annotated as trafficking protein particle complex subunit 6b. The record is from RefSeq and is a predicted model, not a curated record. Bases 74 to 655 code for a protein of 193 amino acids. Lineage: Eukaryota; Metazoa; Arthropoda; Insecta; Diptera; Drosophilidae. Gene Ontology annotation, biological process: endoplasmic reticulum to Golgi vesicle-mediated transport; regulation of GTPase activity. The transcript is spliced from 3 exons. Gene Ontology annotation, cellular component: cis-Golgi network; TRAPP complex; trans-Golgi network.
UCCCAUGAUAACGUCAUAGUCAGCUGUUUAGUGUAACUCUAAUUUACAGAACGUAAACAGUAUUGUUUUAAUAAUGUCGGAGGAAAUUGUAUUUGAUUGCCUGCAUGCUGAGAUAGUCAACUAUUGCCUAAAUAAUAGCAAGGAUCAAAAUGAUCUGGGCACCCUGGAGUACAUAGGCUUUACCACCGGCUAUCGGCUGAUCGAGCGCCUCACGAGAGACGUCGGCCGCUUCAAGGAUGAGCUGGAGACCAUGAAAUUUAUAUGCACUGACUUCUGGACAUUGAUUUACAAGAAGCAAGUGGAUAACUUGCGCACCAACAACUACGGCAUGUACGUGGUGCAGGAUAAAGCAUUCCGUUUUCUCACACGCAUCUCGCCUGGCUCCAAGCAGCUGGAGCAGGCGCCCAAAUUUGUCGCCUUCACUUGUGGUCUGGUGCGCGGCGCGCUUAGUAAUCUGGGUAUCAAUAGCACUGUGACGGCUGAAGUGCAGACAAUACCCGCCUGCAGAUUUCACAUAGAAGUCAAUAGGGAUGGCCACCACAUUCUGUUCAGUCCAUUCGCAAAGCUCGCGCAACGCCCAUUGUUUGUCAGGCAGCUGAGGCUGCAGAGGAUUUGGAUCUGUGUGUAUACCCAAUGCAGGCUGUGGACCUAUUAAUAUCAGCCACUUCCCUUCAAAUGCGCUUAGAUAAUCCAGGAAGGCGCUGCGAUUGUUAAAGUAGCAAAAGAGCAGCGCACAGGGCGCAACGCCCGAGCAGCAGCGGCUGAAGAAACUGGGAGUCAAUUUGGAGUCCGCCUGCUCAAUGUAGUUGAGUGGAAUAAAACUGCGUACGGCGUAUUUGCUGCGCCACCAGUUCGGAUCCCUUUCCAGGCCAUAUACUCGCAGCUCUUGGUCAGCCACCGCGCCGAGCAGCCACUCGAGCAAUCCACUGCCACAGCCAAUGCUCAACACAUGGUGAAUGUCCAGCUCCACAUGUCGCGCACUGCGCUCGGAUAAUAUAAUUAUGUAUUUCUAUUGCUUGUUCAUCGAACAGUGCCCAGACCCUUGGCAUUGACGCAGGCCAAGUAAGCAGCAGCAUUUGAGAUAUCACGACUCAUUAAUACUCUAUAUACUAUUAAUAAUUAUAUAUUAUAGUCAAUUAUUAUUGAA